This is a messenger RNA of Penaeus vannamei (Pacific white shrimp), 510 nucleotides long. Its product is annotated as claw keratin. NCBI's taxonomy places the organism in Eukaryota, Metazoa, Arthropoda, Malacostraca, Decapoda, Penaeidae. The record is from RefSeq and is a predicted model, not a curated record.
AUGGAUGCUACAAAAUUAAAGAUAUCUGAGGUCCAACUCGAGGCUGCUGCACUGUCUGCUCUGCUUGCAUCUGGUUCUCACACCAACGAAGAUAUUUUCGCCAUGAAGUUGCUGUCGAAGAUUCUGGUUCUCGCCGUGGUCGCUUCCUGCCUGGUGGCCCUGGCCAGCGCCAUGCCCGACCCCUACGCCUUGGCUGACGCCGACCCCGAAGCUGUCCCUGACGCUGGUGCUAACGCUGACGCUAAGGCCGGCCCCCACUUCGGAUUCAGACCUUUCGGAUUCGGAGGACUCGGAGGAUUCGGAGGAUUCGGAGGGUUCAGGAGGCCUUUCGGCUUGGGCUAUGGGGGAUUCCGAGGCGGACGGUUCGGUCGCUUCGGCCACGGUCACUUCUGGUAGAAUCCCCCGCUCCUGACACUCGGGCGUUGACGAGUCCUUGGGCAACGUGGCCUUUUCAACCCCGAUUUCCGUUGUCAAAGGAGUCUUGAAUAAAUUUUGGUUAGAUGAAGAGAA